UCAUAGGAAACUUCACUUACUCUGAAUAUUGAUAUUAUUUUUAAAAAGAAUCCCACUACUAUAAAUACAGAUGUCCUAAACCAUAACAUAGUACUCAAAUUAACAUCUUUCAUUACAAUUCAAUAGCAACUACUUACACAUAGUUUCAUAACUAAUUUCUUUUGUUCUUUCAUUCUUUUAUUCAUUAUUAUUUAAUUCAUUUAUAUAGUUCUUUUUCGAUUUAGUGGUAUUCGAAUUCUCUUUUUUUUCCGGAACAAGAAAAUGGAAUAUACUUUGUCGAAAAUUGCGACGAACGACGGACAUGGCGAAAACUCUGCUUUCUUCGACGGGUGGAAAGCGUACGACAGUGAUCCUUAUCACCCCACCAAGAAUCCCAAUGGUGUUAUUCAGAUGGGAUUAGCAGAAAACCAGCUUUCAUUCGAUUUAGUGCAAGAAUGGGUGAAGAAAAACCCGAAGGCCUCAAUUUGCACGAAUGAAGGAGUGGACGAUUUCAAGGAAAUCGCGAUUUUUCAAGAUUAUCAUGGCUUGCCGGAAUUCAGAAAUGCAGUUGCAAGAUUCAUGGAGAGAGUGAGGGGAAACAGAGUCCGGUUCGACCCGAACCGGAUUGUGAUGAGUGGCGGUGCAACCGGAGCUCAAGAAACAUUGGCCUUCUGCUUGGCUGAUUCCGGUGAUGCACUUUUGGUGCCAACUCCAUAUUAUCCAGGGAACGACCGAGAUCUGACGUGGCGAACCGGAAUACAACUUCUCCCGGUCGUAUGUGAGAGCUCCACCGGUUUCAAGAUCACCCGCGAAGCCCUAGAGACCGCGUACAAAAAAGCUCAAGACUCGAACAUCAAAGUGAAGGGCCUACUCCUCAACAAUCCAUCGAAUCCACUAGGCACAACGAUCGACAAACAAACCCUAACCGAAUCACUAACCUUCACCAACGAGAAACAAAUCCACUUGAUAUGCGACGAAAUCUACUCCGCCACAGUCUUCGACCAACCAGGUUUCACCAGCAUUGCCGAAAUAUUCGAGGAAAACCCUAAAAGUUACAACCCUAACCUAAUCCACAUAGUCUACAGUCUCUCCAAGGACCUAGGGUUUCCCGGUUUCCGUGUCGGCAUCAUAUACUCGUACAACGACACCGUCACUAAUUGCGCGCGUAAAAUGUCGAGCUUCGGACUAGUCUCCACCCAGACACAACACCUAAUAGCCUCCAUGCUCUCGGACGACGAUUUCGUGGACCGCUUCAUCAUAGUCAAUUAAUAAACCUCGUCUUACUCAUCUUUUUGGACGACGAUUUUGUAUU
Molecule: messenger RNA, 1291 nt
Organism: Erythranthe guttata (spotted monkey flower)
Lineage: Eukaryota; Viridiplantae; Streptophyta; Magnoliopsida; Lamiales; Phrymaceae
Source: RefSeq, a predicted model, not a curated record